This is a messenger RNA of Myzus persicae (green peach aphid), 1098 nucleotides long. Its product is annotated as farnesol dehydrogenase-like. The coding region runs from base 16 to 867 and encodes 283 amino acids. The record is from RefSeq and is a predicted model, not a curated record. The transcript is spliced from 6 exons. NCBI's taxonomy places the organism in Eukaryota, Metazoa, Arthropoda, Insecta, Hemiptera, Aphididae.
AUACGGCUAUUUAGAAUGAUAUUUCAGAUUUUCAGUUAUUGUUUGGACACCGGUAAGCACUGGUCGUGUAGUUUUUAUAAUAUUAAAAUAUAUAUUUUUAAAACGAAAAUGGAAAAGUGGAAUGGAAAAGUUGCUGUAGUGACGGGUGCUUCUUCUGGUAUCGGAGAGGAGACUUGUCGACAACUGGUUGAAAGGGGAAUGAUUGUUGUUGGUUUUGCUAGAAGAGAAGAUAAACUUCAGGUGUUGGAAAACGAUUUAAAAGGAAAACUGGGUAAAUUUUAUUACGUUAAAGUUGAUUUAUGUUCGGAAGAAAACAUUAUGGAAGCUUUUAAUUGGGUAAAGAGUACAUUGAAAUCGUUAGACGUACUAAUUAACAAUGCUGGUGUUUUGAAGCAAACUGAUUUAUUAGGAAGCACAAAAGAUUGGAAACAAAUGUUUGACACUAAUGUCAUAGGACUUAAUAUCUGCAGCAGAGAGGCCAUAAAAAUUAUGGAGCAAGUACAAAUCAAAGAGGGUCACAUAAUAAAUAUUAACAGUGUUGCAGGUCAUUAUCAAUUUCCAUUUAUGAAGGAUAUUUCAGUUUAUAGCACUACCAAACAUAGUGUUACUAUAAUCACAGAGAGUUUAAGAGAAUUGCUGGGCAUGAAAAAUUUACCCAUCAGAGUAACGAGUAUCAGUCCGGCCGGAGUAGAAACCGAAAUGACUGUAGAGUUAAGCAAAUUGGAAGGAUUUAAAAUGUUGAAAUCUAUUGACAUUGCUGAAGCUAUUUUAUACGCGUUGAGUGCACCGCAACGUGUUAACGUCGCCGAAAUCAUCAUUAGACCAACAAGUGAAAAUACAUUAGAUUUUAUUAAGAGUCUUGUGUAGAUAUUGUUGAAUAUUCAGCAUUUAUGUAUGCUGCAUUUUGUAGUACACUCAGCAAUAUAGACAGUAUAGAAGUAUCGCAUAUAUUACGAUCAGUAGGACUGUCCAUUGGUCAUUAGUGAAUAUAAAUUUUUUUAAUGUACAUCAUUACUAUUUGUAUACCUAAAGUUAAAGUAAUUUAUUGUUAGCAGUUAUAACUACAGUAAACAAAUAUAAAUUACUAUAAAAUACGUU